This is a messenger RNA of Lycium ferocissimum, 1137 nucleotides long. RefSeq lists its product as uncharacterized. The transcript is spliced from 4 exons. Lineage: Eukaryota; Viridiplantae; Streptophyta; Magnoliopsida; Solanales; Solanaceae. Gene Ontology annotation, molecular function: cytoskeletal motor activity. The record is from RefSeq and is a predicted model, not a curated record. Bases 139 to 831 code for a protein of 230 amino acids. Gene Ontology annotation, cellular component: myosin complex.
AAUAUAUGUUUUUUUUUUCGGUCAACUGAUAAGGAAUAUUUAAGUGGGGAAAUUGGGUCCUACGCUUAGAAUCCAGGUGAUUGUAACAGUCAGACACGCCACGUUUCCUUCCCCCAACCACCCUCUUCUUCCCCGGCGAUGGCAUGGUUUCAAUCAAAUCGGAGAGGCCCGUUACCCGCCCAAGCCCAAGCCCAAGCCCGACCGGUCCUUAACGAUGACAAACAGAUCGCGAACGACAACGAAGAUGCUGAAAGCCCGAAGCUAAGGCCCACAGAUAGCAACGACGUAACGGAAGAUCAAAAUAGAGAUCCUUUUAUGGGAGUAAAAGUCCGUAGAAAAGCUUCUUUUCAUAGAGAUUACAUUGGUGAUUACCUUGACGUGCCUUCUCGACCUUAUCUUAUGAAGAUUCUAGAAAAACAAGGUGACAAGAAAGUUCUCUUUGCAGACAAAGUUUUGAAGUUCACAAGUACAGGGAAGAUGAAGCGUCGCAUUCUUCUUAUAACUGAUUUUGCAGUUUACAUCGUAGACCCAGACAUUGAUGCACUUAAAAGGCGGAUUUCCCUGGCAGCCGUUGAAAAGCUCUGUUUGAGUGAACUAAGUGAUAAUUUCUUAGCAAUUAUUAUCCCAACUGAAUAUGAUCUACUGAUUACCAGUACUCGGAAGACGGAAAUUGUAAAUGUCUUAGUAGACGCUACCAGGAGUCAAUCAGAUUACGAACUUGAGGUGCUACUCUCUAAUAGAUUUGAGUACAAUGCUACUUCUGAACUUGUAAAAGAAAUUGACUUUGAGGAAACUGAAGGGGGUGUGAGAACAAGAAUUGUGCGAAAGUGAGUUGCACCUUUAGUGUAGCGGUCUGACAACAUGAAACUGCUAGCAUGCCUGCAGCAUCCGCCUUGCCAUUCCCAAGGAGGAAUCAGCUUGUCCAUGUGUAAAGGUUAUUAUCUUUCUAUUGAGAAUUGGACCGAUUAAAUUGAUUUUUUGAUCAUGUUCAGCUGGUUUUGUUUGCUCUUGUUUACGCCGGCCUAUUCAUUUACCUAGCUCGUUGUUUUCAUGUAAAUUUUCAAACUCUUUUUCUUUAAUUUUUUUUUUUUUUUUUUUUGUUUAAUUGCAAUUUUUUUAACAUUGCCAUUUUCCCGA